GGGGCGGCCCAGCGCGGGUAGGGCGGGCCCGGGGCGGCGCUCCGCUGGGCCCGGUGACCCCAUUGCGCGUUCCGUGCUGCCGGAGGCGGUGCGGCCUGUCCGUCACUUAAUAGAAAUGAUUUGCUUAUUCUUUCAAGCUCGUAGAGCGACUGAGAUUUAAUGUGGUUAAUGCCUGGUUUAAUGUGGCUACUAGGGGAAAUUAAGAUUCAGUGCUGCCUUAGGUGGUUUAUUUAGAGUUUGAUUUGCUAGUGAUUAUCUUGUACAGUGCUUAUCUGAAUUUUGGGUAGUGUCUCUCAAACCCUGUGUAAUGGGAUUCUGGUUGGUGAGUAAGGGUAUCUAGGUUGUUCUUGGACUUCCACCAUUUUACACCAUAGGGUAAUAUAGGUAACAUAUGUCAUCCACAAACGAAAGGGUACCUCUGAAAUGAUCUGGCAUCUGCCACUGAGUGAUACUCCAAGAAGAAAUGUGGUGUCCAUGCCAUGAGGGUCUGAUCAAACCUCUGGGUACAUGUGAGUGCACUCUAUCAUCCCCCUCAAGUCUACUACUUAGUCAUAAGUGUUUGCAGCUGAGAAUGUUGUCUUUACAUUUUUAAUUGUUCAUGUCUGGAGAAUGCAUUUUGUCUUUUCCAGACUGGUUUUGCUGGUCUAGCCUUGUACAAGCAGCCUCUUUGAGGAAAACACAGGGAUAACUUUCAAAGGAAGAAAAAAUGGAUAAUUUAUGGCUUUAUUUUGAUUAACUUUUAUUAUCAGAGUUGAAUUUAUGAUACUGAGUUAUAUAAUAAAUAAAUUGAAGAACAUUAUCAACAUGUAACUUAUUUUUUCAUGUAGUGAGGACAACUGUGAAAUUGUCUGUAUUUAUGGAUUAUUCAGAAUCUGUGGAGGCACCUACUUUGAUAAAAGUUUUGGAUAGUGAAGGCAUUUUCUGAGAUCUAAACAAGUGAGACAAUUAUAAAUUAAAUUGAAUGACCCAUGGUGAGGCUGUCAUUUCUCCUGUGCCACUGGGAUAGUUUUCUAGCUUGCUUUAUCUCUCCACACACUGGUUAGAUGCUUUAAAAGCAGGAGGUGAGCGACUUAACAGUGACUUUCACAGUAGACUUAAUUUUUGCACACUUGGUCCAUUGGGGGCACCACUAGUGUUAGUACCAGAGGGUGGAGAGUUCUCACAGGCAGAACACCAAAGCAAAAUGAUUUAAUAAUACUAAUAAUAAUUAACCAGUUUGUCUGACAGCCUCGCUGCCUGGACUGAGAGACCCCCCACGUGUGGGGGAUGAGGCUCUGGCUGCCCUGGUGAUGGAGGUGUUUGCAGACAGGGAGGGGUGACAGAGCCAGCUUUAUACCUCUGUGCUGCGGGGCUGCUUCAUCUGAGAUGGCUCUUGCUGGCUGCUGAGUCACACUCCUGGGGCUGUGAUGAGAGAUGUGGCAUUUAGUGGCACUUUAUUGCAUGUUGCUGACUUUGGGUGUGGGCGUGGAGUGAUCUUUGCAGAAGACAAUGAUUGAUAUGACCUUCUGCAGUGCACAGCGUGUUUUGUUAACAGCAUUCUUGAGGGUGGAAAGCACUAAAGGAAACCAAGCACAGACCAAGUUGUACAAUGCCGUAUUUCUGAAACCAUAAAACUCCUUCUGGUGCCCUUAAUAAAGCUGGAGGCGUAAUUCAAUAGCGUUAUUUAUAGAGCAGGUCAGCGUGGAGCCCUUUUUUUCACAUUUCUCUGGACUUGAGGCACUAAAACAAGGGCCAUCCCUGGAGCUGCAGUUUGGUGCAUCAGCUAUUGCUUGCGCAUCUACUGCCAAAUGCACCAUAACAAAAGCAUAUUUCUACACCAUUAUCUGCCUAACACACGUACUCUAUUUAUCCUUGCUUUGUAGCAAUGACUAUCACUUUUGAGAAAUGAACCCUUCUUUCCUAGAAUGCUUGUGUUGUCAUUUACUGACAGUAUUUUAGGGAUCUUUUUAUGAUGUCAUUAUUUAUAUUGCAUAGUAGUGCUUAGAAACAAUAAGCGGGCUUGGAAGCCACCUCUUCUGGCCAUAAGACACCCUUUUAAGCUUUUAUUUCAGCUUAGAUCUUGCUGUAGACUUAAGGAAUUCACAGUUUAUUUCACUUGAAAUAAGAAAUAUCCCCUCCAAAAGCAUCUGUAUGCUCUUGAUGUCAUCUGAGUCUCCUGGGUGUCUGAAGGCCUUGAAUGCAUUAACAGCCUAAAUUAAGUUAUUGCAUUAGGCUCAUAAAAUCAAAGAAUUCAGUCUUAAACUUGAGGUAGAGUAACCACUAUUGGAAAAAGAGAAACCUAACAGGUGGAAACAUCUUUCAGCACUUCAGAGGUGCUUUUGCUGGAGCUGGUUUUAAUUAGAUAAAUUAAUUUGGCUAAAGUUGGAGUUUAUAGGUCCUCACAAAACAUUUCUUGAGGUGUUUUCUGUAGGUGCUUCUCGUUCUUCGUGGCAUUUUUUAAUGUCUAUACUCUAAUGACAGAAAAUUUGAGGUAGAAGCUAAGUUUUUUACGUUCUCAUUGCAGUCAGUCAUCUGUUCUGGAGAAACUGGCUGCCAACUGUAGUUGCUAGAACUUGUCACUUUCCAUUUUUCUGUGAAUUGCUUCAGUAAAUGAUUCAUUACAAGAAGUGGAACCAGUGCUCCAUAACUACUGCAGGUCUUGAUUUCAGCUGCAGUGUUCCAAGGAAGCUCUGUCUUCCCUCCUCUGAGCUUCCCCCUGGUGCUCAAGUAGGGGUGCAUUAAGGGUGAGAUUUCUUUUUCAUGUUCUCAACGCGAAGCUUUAAGAAACGAGUUUUGAGCCCUUCAUAUGUGACUUAAUAACUUAACAUCUCCAUUGGGAAAAGAAUCUCUUAGAGAACUUGCCUUGGCUGACCUCUGAGCCACGGAUAAAGACUGGAUUGCUGUGCUAAAUGCUGCCUAUGUUAGAGAAAAUCUUACAGAAGAGGAAGGAUGGGGAGAAUGCAUGCCAAGUUUUUCUUGGUGCAUUCAUCCAUAAGCAGAAAUGGUGGUUGUUUUCUUUUUUUUAACCUGGUUUCUUUCUAUGGAAAGAAAGUUCUCAGGUUUUUAUCAUGUUUGUUCACAAUCUGCAAUCUGGCUAAGUGUGACAUAAAGCACACAAAAACUUUUGUGCCUGUAUUCUUUUCAAGAGAAAAAUAAAUACAGCAAAACCAAACACAGGUGAAACUGAUAGAAGUGCACGGCCAAGUUCAAGGAAUCAGUGACCCUGUAGAUGAGGAAUGGAUUUAUGGUAUUGUUGUUCCGGAUAGUAUGGUGUGUGCUUACUUGGGAACAGGUUGGUCCUGUACAUGGCAUAGCUUUAUUUGUUGUUUCAUUGUAAACUGGAAUCUUUGUGCUGUUAAAAGAUCACUGGGCUAGAGUUUUUUGGGCUAUGAAAGAUGCAUGAAGAGUAGUCAAUUUGUGAGAGGCUGAUGAAAGACUGUUUUCUUUCCAGUAGUAGUAAGUAUGAGCAAAUGAAGAUUUGAAUUUCCUCUUAAGUUUGUGGUCUGAAUGUUAUCCUUUUCACUGCAAUUAUCUGAGGAAAUGAGAGGAUGAUAACAAGUGUUGAAGCCAUUAUCAAAUGGCAUUAGGUUCCACGUCUGUCGUGCUCUGCCUCUGACGAUGCAUGUUGCUAUCAACAGAUAACAGACUGCAGCCAUGCAAAGUGUCUUCAGAAAGACAGUAUCUUGUAGGCUGGUUGUUAAAAAUUAGUAUCGCUUCUGUGUAGUUAAAGCACAUGUGGUAUGGAUGAACAGCAUGGACUUUAGUGAAGUGCUUAGGAGGAUCAGUAGAAAGCUUUGGAAGUAAAUGAUGUUCCACAUAUGCAAGGAUAAACACUUUUCUAAGACAUUGAAAGCUAUGAAUUCCAUCAAAAAACUGUUGCCUAAUUAGCUGUAGCUGCAAGUUACCUGGAGGGGUUUUAGGUAGAAUCAUAGAAUCACCAAAGUUGGAAAAGACCUACAUGAUCAUCCAGUCCAACCGUCUGUAUUACAGAGAUAACUAAUUAGCAAGUACUGGAGAAUACUAGGACUUUUUCAGGCUCUGAACUGACUUCACUUUGGAGCAAAUGCAUGCUUUCAUGGUACUUUAGUUGGCUGAGACUUAUUUGCUGUAUCAUCACUUAAAGAAUGCAAGUUAUUGAACAUUUACAAAAGUUACUGCUGCUCUUAGAACACUUACUACUUUUCUUUAUGUAUUGAGACAAAGCCACAGUUGUGAUCUGGUAUCGACGAGUAGUUUCUGUUGACUAAUUUUUGUUUGAAUUUACAAGAAACUUUAAUGACAGACUCCAAUACUCAGUUUGUCUUUUCAGGAUGCAGCUGUGUAUGUUUCCUUUCACACACUCAGCACUAGAUGAAAGAUGAAAUGCCCUAUUCAUGAAGAAGUACUUACCCAGUACUUAUGUACAGAUGUGAUAUGUUUUUCCAUCCGUUUUAAUGCAUGUCUCACAGAGAAGGUACCAUAUGAGUCAUGAUGGCAAAUUUCAGAUGACAGGGUUAAGAUAACAAAGUUUAUGGAGAAAAUUCAGUUUGGAAGUGGAGGAAAAUCCCUUUUCCAGUCAGAAAAUCAGAAGAGCAACUGCUAGCAUAUACUCUAGGGUUGUCAGAACAAUAUUGUGUUUAAGUACUGCAUCAACCAAUCUCCUUCAGAAAGGCUGCCUAUUUAUUGAAGCAUGAAGGUGUAUCGAAGGGAUUCUAGUAGAUGCCCUUUUGUAGUACUAUUGUAAGCAGAUAAAUUUUACCAAACCAUAAGAUGAACGGGUACUGAAGGCAUCAUAUUAUGCAUAUUCUAUUUAUUCCAUAUAAUGUUAUUCAUCCCUCAAAAGCAUCCUUAAAUUAGCAGCUGAUCUCUCACAGCCCACAAGUUUUAGCCGUUCCUACUGCCUACUGUUUGCAAAGUGACAGAAAGUAUUAGAUUUCAGAUGGUGGAAAGGAUAUGUUUCUCACUUUAAAUCAACUUGAGAUAGCAGCUGCUAAAAUCAAGUAAAAUCAAAUGUGUAAAAAGAACAAGAUGGUAAUCAGAGUAACAUAACUGUGAAUGCCCACUGUUUUGCAGCAUGCUGAGGCUAAAAAUGCUUGGCAAGACCAGUGGAAAUACUCUGCGAACAUUUAUCUCCCACGUGUUGGUUCUCGACCCAUAAUCAAUGCAAGAGACAAAGACCUGUGCUGAAAAUAACUCUUCAGCACUGAAAGAUAUCUUCCUGCAAAUUCAGCUGUGCUAUACUCUGUGUCUUUCUUGAAUAAGAUUCGCCAGAUGCUCUGAAUGUGAAGAUUGAUUUUUCUUCAGCACAGUGAAGCUUUGGUGUGGAUCUCACCUUAGGGGUGUGGAUGGCGUAAGCCUAAAUCUGAGGCAGUCACUCGACUCUCAUGUUGCAACCAAUGCAAGGAAAGAGAAUUUCCAAGGAUGUGGCUUUUCUUUUGGCUGCUCCCAACAGAUGACUGUCCAGUUUGAUUGGACUGCGUGUAGGUCUGUGGCAUCUACUUUCCUAAUGAAUUUCAUUUCUUCUGAUUUCCGGUUUUCUGAAGCGGGUCUUUAGGUGUGAGUGCAUCCUUAGGGUGGAUGUGGCUCUGGGCAGCCUGGUCUAGUGGUUGGCGACCCCGCACAUGGCAGGGGGGUUGAAACUAGAUUAUCAUUUUAAUAGUUUCCAACCUAGGCCAUUCUGUGAUUCAAUGAGUUUCAGCUCAAACACAACUUUUUGAUGUUUUUGGGGAAAAUAAAAGUAUGGAAUUGCCAGAUGGAUACUCAGUUUGGCUUGCCACCCCCAUGUAAAUUUAUAAAGCUGCUAGGUUAAAAUUAGAUUGAACACACCCAGGAAACACUUAUUUUUGAAUGAGUUCUGGUUUGUGCAGGCAGAUACAAGCAGCGUUGCUUCUCCAGGUUAAUGCUCUAAUAAUGUGCACUUCAGAGAUAUUGUUUUUGAAAAAGCUUUGAGAACAGACUUUUACUUGCUUCACUGCAUUAAUCACACUCUUGUUUAUGAGUCUGGUAAGUGGUAUGAGACUGUUGCACUAUAAUUUAAAUUUAUAUAAGUAUAUCUCUGCCAUUAGGAUGUCUGUAUUUAACAUGGUAAGUCGUGGAAGGAGGUUAAAUGGUUGGAUAUUAGGAAAAUUUUCUUCUCUGAAGGAGUGGUGAUGCAAUGGGACAGCUGCCCAGGGACUAUUGGGGUCACUGUCCCUGGAGAUGUUCCAGAGCUGUGGGGAUGUGGCACUGAGGGAUGUGGGCACAGUGGGGGUGGGCUGGGGUUGGGAUUGGGGAUCUGAGAGGCCUUUUCUAAGCCAUGGGGAAAUUCUCUUUGUUUGUCUUAGGAAUGACAGGACAGCACUGGGGACAUCUUUUCCUUCCAGGUUAUCUUUUUUUGUGGGUUAUAUGUGCUACAGUUUUAGGAUUAGCACUUGCCCAGUGCUCAAGAAGAGCUGUUAUCUGCCCAGGGUCUUGCUGUGUGCUGUCUGACUGCCUUGAAGGCUGUGCAGCCCCACAGUCUUGUUCUUCAGUGAAAGAAAGAGCUUGACCCAAGCUCAGUGCUGAACUUCACUCUUAGUGGCUUGGAAGCACUCGGUGCUGUAGUAUGUGUGUUCUGUACUCACUGUAUCAGGACUACUUGGUGCCCUGGUGUGAGCAUGGAGAGCAAUUUUUGCGUGGUUAGAUAAAGGUGAUGGAAACAAACGCUGUCCUCACCAAAGCCAGCUGUGCAGGAAUGAAAAAAGGCAUAUCUCUUUUGAGCAAGUUGCUCCAGAAGAGCACUUUUAAGUGAAUCACAGCAAUGCCUGUCCAGGGGCUCAGACAAGAGAGCAGGCUUGGGAGUCUGAAAAGAAAGCGGGAUGGACAGCAGCCAGAAAGAAGUGCAUGAUAAAAGAUAGCCUGCAUUUAGUAAGUGAAUUCUUCCAGUACUACCGCAGCUCUUUGCCUCUGGAGCUUUCUGAAGAUAAGUACUUAUUUGUUUUUGAUUACAGCUCCACUGCAGGGUGUACGGGAGCUGUAUUUAGAUAUGAAAGCUUUUCCUACCUGUCUCCCCCCACCUCCUGGAUUUUGAUGAUAAAAAUACUUGGAGUGGAAGAGUCCUGUAUCAGAUUAAGCCCUUGUUGCAUGUUUCUGUGUUUAAUUAGAGCUUUUAGAGGGAAUGCCACUGAUUUGCAGGAUAACUGUGUGAUUUAUUCUUUGAAAGUGCAUGUGGGCAAUAAGUUUUGUCAUCGUGAAGAACUGUGAUAUGCUGUGCUGAAAAUAAAACUUCAAGGGCUGUUUAAUCUUAUUAAAUACGUAAUAAAAGCACUCGUGGCAGAACCAGGCUUAUCACUUCUGCUGUGCCUGAAGAUGUAUUUUGGGUGUUUCCUUUGCCUCUACCAUGAGUUCCUCGGUUGUUUUCCUUUUGCUUCAUAACAAAAGAAAAUGCAUAUGGCAAAUCCAACCUGAAGGAUUUUCAGUAAUUAUUAAAUUGCUGAGCAGUCUAACCUCCUGUCUGUUUUGAUCUUAUAGUUUAUACGGGAUGUCUUUCUGCAGAUUUAAGAAAACAUGUUGUUUUUUUUUCCCAUCAAGGGAUAAAAGUUAAUUGACAUUAACACUGGUACUUUGCGUCUCUUCUGGCUUGUGGUGAUUUGGUCACAUUCAGUGAGGGUCCAGCUGCUUUGGUAGCUGUUAAAUAGAUCUGAUUUCUGCUUGUAUUCUGAAUGCCACAACUUUUAAAUCUGGUUCAUUACUUUUGGGAAAGGAAUCUGUGAGCCGUACAGAAUGGAUGCAUCACUCUCUCUGUUUUUGUGGAGUGACCUCAAGAACUGUGUAGGCUAUAUCAGGUGGUUGCUUACAGUAACCAGUGAGUAAUAAUAAUAAUAAAAGAUACUGAACUUUGACCAUGCAUAAUGUUUUAAGCUAGAUUCAGACUUAAAAUUGCUCUUCUGUGAGAAGGCAUGCACUGCUGUACUUAAUGUAAAGAUGAAGUUUUUCUACAGUGCACAACUUUUUCCAUAUUCAGUAUAAACCCCAAGGAGGUUGUGGAUGCUCCAUCCCUGGAGGCAUUCAAGGCCAGGCUGGAUGUGGCUCUGGGCAGCCUGAUCUGGUGGGUGGUGACCCUGCACAUAGCAGAGGGGUUGGAACUGGAUGAGCAUUGUGGUCCUUUUCAACCCAGGCCAUUCUGUGAUUCUAUGAUAAAUCCGUUAGUGUUUCUCUAGCAAUCUGCUAUGUGGGAUGAAUAGAAAAUAAGUGCAGUGAAAGGAUGAAUUGCUGGAGAUAUUGCACGUAGCAGGUGAUGUCCUUUGAUCAAGUGCUGAGCAGCCAGUGAGCACUGUAGGCAAAAUUCUGCUCUGAUUUAUUGUUACAAAUGCAUGAAAAAAAACAUUUGCUCCAUACUUCUGGAGGAGCAGUGUCUUAAACACAGUGGUGUGACCUCCAUCUGGAUGUGGGGUGAGGGAUUCUCCAUGCGUGGGACAUGCGGUGUUAGCGGCCUGGUGGCUGGCAGUGGUGAUUUUUCUUCUUUCAGGGUUUUCAUUGCAGAUGAUGCCCUAAGACUCUACACUUUGCUUCAGCUCUUAUCUUUGAUAUAAAUCUUGCAUGGGAAUUGUUUUUGGAAAAUGCCCUUGUGCGGAUCUGCAGUAAUUACUGACUAGGCCUCGUCCCUGCUUUAAACGUGGAGGAAUGCAGCCCUUGCCUUGUAAACCUUAAUUCUAGUUUAGGUCUAACUGAGAGGCUAUGAUGUGCUUUGGUGUUUAUCAGUAGGACAGAGGCUGGCUGUCCUCAGAUCUGUUUGGUUUUUCUGUCCGGACAUUUUGAUUUGCACUUAAAGAAAUGAUGGGCCUGAUUCUAGGUCAACAUAACACAAGUGAAUUGUGAAGAUGCAUCUUUUUUUUGUUGUUGGAAAUUCUUAGUGAUGUGUUUUCUACUGAAAAAGUUUGACUUAAAAGUGGGCUGUAUCGGGCUGAAUAGUUAUUUUCACAUUUUCAAGGCAAAUCAAACAAUAACACAUCAGAACAUGAAUGUGAACAUUACUCCAACAGUGUUCAUUCCCUAAUUAAGUGGUGACUCGAAUUAGUAACUAUUUCCUGAGCACCGCUGGACAAAUAAUAAGAGUGGGUCCUUAUUUGAUUGAAGAUAGUGCUGUUGUUGUGGUUUUAGAGAGGUUGCAGGUUUUUUGCAAAUAGGGGGUUUUGCUUGUUCCCUUCUUGCAUUUUCUUGGGAAGUUCAUUGAUGAGUCAGGAACAGAGCUUGUUCAGACUAGAUCUUGGAGAAGAAACCAUCUGGGUUAGGGAAGAAGCCUCAAUUCUUUGUUGUUUUUUUCUCAAGAUUGGCAAUUUAGUAGCAAUUCAGGAGGUUUGCUUUGUCUCUAAAGGCUUCAGGACUGCAUCCUUGAAAGAGUAUUGUGCUCUUGAACAAGUGCUCAGCAGUUGUCCAACAGGCUGAAUGUAUAACUAUGGGCUAUGACCACUAUAUCCUGGCUUUUAAACUUCAACUGUUUCUCAAGUGUUUGCUUUAAAAUAGUCUGUGGUGGCUUGAUGUCAUUUCUUGGCAGUUGCAUUUAUCUAUAUAUAUUAAUACAUAUAUAUAUAUGCAUUAAUGUUUUUGAGCAAAUGGAGGAGCUACACAACUUCAAUCUGCAAGAGGCUGCUGAGCUGUUCUAAAACCUCUGCAGGAGCAUUUUUGAAUUAUUCUUUUAUUUUACACUUAUUUGUAUAUCUUGCAAGGAGGUUGCAGAGAUCAGCGAAUCAAGAUCCUCAUUUUAUUGACUUAUCAUUUUUUUUGGCAGCUGUUUGAUUUCUUUGAGGUAAAUAGGGGAGAGUUCAGGCAAAGUUUACUUCCAGAAGUGCUAACUUGAGCAGCCAAACGUGUACAAUAAGCAGGACAGAGCAAAUCCACAAUUAUUCCUCUCCUUUCCUGAGCUUGUUUUCUUUCCUAUAGACCCAGUUUUUAUUACUCGUACUGUUUGUUUAUUGAAUGGCUGCCUCCUGCCCACUGACAGGAUGAACUUCCUUGCACUGUUUGCACAAAUACCUUGGCUUGCCCUGAUGAGAUUGCAGAGCCCAUCUGUGGGAGGUGUUUGAGGGGGUGUGCUUUGGCUGGAUUUCUUCUCAUCUGGCCUGUGAGUUGGUGGAUGGUUUCGUAAUUCGUCUUAGAUGUUUUCAGAUUGUGACUUGCCCAACAGGACAACCUUCCCAGAUCACGUCUUGCAGUGACACUGAUGUCUCUGUCCCUGGUUCCUGCCUCUGUUCAUGGCCAUUAGUGAGCCUGGCCUAACUCAGUGAAAGAAUGUACAAGCAGGUAUUUAUAGAUUUCUCCCAUCCCCAACUCUUCAAGCUUGUGGGAAUUGGGGAUAGCAACCAUCAAUAUAUUUAUUUAUUGUUUAGCGUCUUCUAAAUGCUUUUUAACUUUUGGCCUUGAUGAGAUCCACGUUUUAAUUAUAUUGUGUGAAGAAAGGAAACAAAGUGAUGUGGCUCCAUUGAUAUCAAACAGGGAAAAACUGUUAUACAUUGAUUUGGGAAAUAUGUUGCUGGUCUACUUGAAGUGUGUUUACUAUGGGUUCACAGCGUGACACUCUUUGAUGUGGCAGCAGGAAAAGCUGAGCAUAUCUAAAGAGUAACAAGGCUAAAAGAAAAUGCAGAAUUAAGCCUACUAGCAAAAAUUUGUCUUCAUUUUAAAGAAAUAGGAAGAAAGAGUACAUUAAAAAUUAAGAAUGGUGACCUGACAAGUAGAAGUUGUAUGCUGAGAUGUCCAGAAGACAUGUGUGCGUGUUUAAAACCCAUUCCAUCCGGUUUAUGUUAUUCUCGAGGAAGAAGAUUUUGGUUAUAUGAAUGAGCAUAUGAAAGUAACUUCUUUUCAUAGUUGUUUUGAUUAGUCUUCCCUUACAAUCCUUUAAAAGAAAGGAGGAUGAUUAUAUUAAGUCUUUAUUUAAAGUAAAUAAAAUGAAAUUUCAAGUAUUUACUAGAUAGCAUUUGAAAAUACACAAGUAAUGAAAAAUCUGAUGUUUUAUUCCUGGUGGGAUCUAUCUUUUUAUCCUAUUUAGCUGCCCUUUGGGCAAUAAUUAAGAUAUGAUGGAUACUCUGUAUUCAGUCCUCUGGCUGCCCAGCGUGGGCAGUAUGGGGCAGUUUUACAUAAAUAAGGAGCUGUACAGGGAAACUAGCAACAUAAAAUCUGGUUUUAAUAGUCCUAUUAAAUCCUGUUAUCUGUAUUAGCUGGAGUCUGUUUCAGUUUAAAGAAAUGAUGUGGGACCCGUUGGCUUCAGCAGGGUUUUAUUGACAUUUGAGAUAGCUGUUCUUUUUUUUUCUCAUUCUGGUGUGUUGUGUCUCUAUUAUAUUUAUGUCUCCUACUUAAGAGAUCCCCCAAAUAUUCUCAUUAUUAAGAGGAGGGUUGAUUUGGCCAAGGCACUUGAAAAUACUUCUGUGGAUUCCAGCUUUGUCAGCUGGUAUAUAUUUAUUUACAUGCAUAGACAUGAUCAUAAAUAAUUCACCAUUCAUCUCAACAAGAGGAAAUUGCAUGCUACAUUAUUCAAGAAUGUACAAAGACACUGCUUGUUGUGUAAAGAGUGUAAGAUUCUUCCAGUGAACCGACAGCAGUUUUGCAACUAAAGUAAAAAGACAUAAAUGGUUUAUUACCAACUCAACUCUCACAGAUUUUCUUCUGUCUGCAAUUUGCUUCCUACUUCAGUCAGUAUUGAAAUACAAAAAAGGUAAAACUGUGUCUGUGAUUACAACUGCAGGAAAUGUUGAAUGGGAAAAGUGACAAAGAGAUGCUUUGGAUUGCUUUGUUUUGUGGGAUGAAUGAGGAAAGCUUGGGCUGCUUACACUGGGGAAAAUCCUGAUGUGCAUCUUGCACUGCAUAGUGAAAGAAGGGGGAAUGAAUUUAAUUAAAACCCCUCGGUGAAGAAAGGGAGUGGCUGUAGGGAAUUAUGUUAUGGCUUUCAUGUGUUCAUUACUGUGGGUUUUUAUGACAUGAACACGGCAGUGGGAAAUCCUAUAAAAUGUAAGUCUGCAGCUAACACUUACAGUUCCAUCUCUCUGUGUCCUAUUAGCUGAGCAUUGUCAUACUGCCCUGUGGUAGGUCUUCAGAGAUCAUCUAAUGAAGCAGCUUGUUGCAGUGUGUAAGCUGGCAGAGUUAUGGUUGCUGAUGGCACUUCAAGUAUUCCUCCUGACUGGUGUGAUUAAGAUCUCAGUUAUGCUUAGGCUACAGCAUAUUUCUUUCUUUUGCCCUUGUAUCACCUUCCCCAUAAAGCAUUUUCCUCAGCUUGCAAAGAUGUAGUUAGCAAGAUUUUUCUUUGCGUCUAUAAUAUAUUCACUGCACCUGGCGGGGGUUCAAUAAAUUCCAGUCCAUUUUAUUAACAUGCAAAUGGACAUAAAAUUGUAUGGAGAAGCUUAUGCAGCAUCUGUAUGAUCCUGUGCUAUGGAUCCAUUAAUGUAUCUCUCAUGGCUCUUUUCAGAACUUCGGGAAUUAAUGUCAAGUACCCAAACCUUGAAUUGAUUGUGCGGGAGUGUCUCAGAUCAAUCUGUUCAGCCACUAACACCAAGUUGCACAGCGCGGAUCCUUGAGAACAUCUCUGGGACGAUGAAGUUUCCAGGAGCAGCAGCCUGGUUUGGAAUCUGAGUGCUUUAAGAAUAUCUGGGAAUUUCUACCCACAUUUGCCUAUUCCAAUAUAAAUCAGAGGACAAUGAAUUCAUUUUGCUUUUUGCAUAUUUUCACACUAUGUAACAAUUUUUCUUCUUUCCCAUUUUGUUCAAUGGGAAAAACUUGAGCCAACGGUGCAGCUGAUUCUCGCUUUGCCACGUUCCUCCUCCUGAGCCAAAUUCUUGGAAACCACGUCCACAAAACGUCUAUUUUUGUAGCUGGUGUUCUUUUUUUUCUGCGUAUGCCACAUGUCGCUUUUGGAGUGCUUCUAACUAUUCUGGGUUGAACCUGCCCUUCUAUAUUGAAGAGAAUUCAUAGAAUCACCCAAGGAAUUAAAUAAUUUCAGUCUUGCAGAAGAUGACUCAUGCUUCAGAAACGUUUUUGUGGCUGUCCUUGGCUUGUUAAUACAGGAGUUUAACAGUAUUAAUAUGAGGCAUUGCAUUAAUUGUUGCAUACACUUAUUACCAAAUGACUUGCACAGGCAGUGUUUCAGAUGCCGCGGCCAUAGCCACAAUAACCAGAAGUGUCCUGUUUGCAAAGGAGAAAAUAGAAUCCCUUUGUACGCUGAUAGCAAGCAGAUGAAGUUGCUUGCAGUUUUGGAAGUAAGGACUGAUCACAGUGAAAGCUGGAAUGGAUUUUUCUGCUUGAAGAAGGGGAAGCUAUGCAGCUUAAUAUUUGGGUUGAUUAUAAUGACUCUAGUGAUGGCAUCCUAUGUACUGACUGGAGCCAAGCACGGCCUGUUGUUAAUACCAUCUCCCUUCCAUUACGGAGCUUUUACUAGCAAUCCAAGCUUAAUGGACAAUGAAAGCCUUAGUGACAUGAAAGACCAUUACCAGCCUUCUAAAAUUAAUAUUUCAUACAUAAAGGAUUAUCCAAGCAUUAAAUUAAUUAUUGACACUAUUACUUCAAAGAUAGAGUUUAUAACGAGACAGCGCCCUGGUUUAGAAUUGCUGAGGAAACAAGAGCCACAUAUGUUUUCAGUAAUUCCUAAUAAAUUCCUUCCAAAUAGCAAGAAUCCUUGUUGGUAUGAAGAGUACAGAGGAAACACAACCACAGACCCUUACACAACAAACUCCUAUGCACUCUAUUCAAAGCGUUUUCGAACCAUAUUCGAUUACCUCAGGAAGGUGUUUUGGAACCACUUGUACCAUUACAAGGACAAACAUUACCGGCUGCGCUGCCUCCCCCAUUUCUACAUCAUUGGGCAGCCCAAGUGUGGGACGACAGAUCUGUAUGACAGGCUUCGGCUGCACCCCGACGUUCGGUUCUCCGCCAUCAAGGAGCCUCACUGGUGGACAAGGAAGCGCUUUGGAAUCAUUCGUCUGAGGGACGGAUUUCACGAUCGCUACCCAGUGGAAGAUUACCUUGAUCUGUUUGACUUAGCAGCUCAUCAAAUUCAGGGUGUGCUGCAGAGCGAGGCAGCGAAAGAGCACAGCGAGAUGAAUAACAUCAUAAUUGGGGAAGCCAGUGCCUCCACCAUGUGGGACAACAACGCCUGGAUUUUCUUUUACGACAACAGUAGCGAAGGAGAACCUCCCUUCUUAAUCCAGGAUUUUAUCCAUGCCUUCCAGCCAAAUGCCAAACUUAUUAUCAUGCUGAGAGAUCCUGUUGAAAGAUUGUACUCCGAUUAUCUGUACUUUGCAAGUGCUAAUAAAUCUGCAGAAGAUUUUCAUGAAAAAGUGGCGGAAUCGCUGCAGCUGUUUGAGAAUUGCAUGCUGGAUUACUCCCUGAGAGCCUGUGUCUACAACAACACCCUUAACAAUGCCAUGCCUGUAAGGUUGCAGGUUGGGCUUUAUGUUGUGUAUCUUUUGGACUGGCUGACUGUUUUUGACAAAGAUCAGAUACUCGUUCUUCGCUUAGAGGACCACGCAUCAAAUGUGAAGUACACCAUGCACAUGGUGUUUCAGUUUCUGGAUCUGGGACCUCUAAGUGAGAAACAAGAAGCUCUGAUUACAAAAAGUCCUGCGUCAAACACCAGACGACCUGAAGACAGAAGCCUGGGACCUAUGCUACCAACAACAAAGGCAAUUUUAAGAGAUUUCUACAGGCCUUUUAAUACAAAACUGGCACAAGUUCUUUUUGAUGACGCUUUUUUAUGGAAGAGGACAUAACGUGUAAAUUUAGUGCCACAAAUACAGUGCUUAAAGGAGUUUUUAUUUUUUUAAAUUCUAUUUUUGUGCGUGGAUAUUUACAUUUUUUUCCCAUUCCAAAGAGAUGCUGAUUGAAGAGAUGAGACUCAUCUUCAGUCAGCACACUUCACGACAGCUAUAUCACAUUCUCCUUGUGAGAACGUAAAGCAUCUUGCUUCUCAGUUUCUUGCAACUUCUUUUACCCCAGUGGGAGUAUGGAGUGGAAAUGCAUUCAUACAAAGGUGAUGUCUUACACUCUUGGCUGGGAUGGUGAAGUGUUAACCCUAAGAUGCUGCAACAAGGAGUUAGCGUCAUUUUUUUUCCAGUUACACUUAUAAUCUCAUUUUCAGUAUAUGUAAUUCAUUCAUUUUUUCAAACUAUCAAUGUCAUGUAGUCAUUAAAUUUUUUUAAUUGAACUCA
Gallus gallus (chicken) is the source of this 15101-nucleotide messenger RNA. It is a transcript of the gene CHST15, whose product is annotated as carbohydrate sulfotransferase 15. The record is from RefSeq and is a predicted model, not a curated record. Bases 12981 to 14663 code for a protein of 560 amino acids. Lineage: Eukaryota; Metazoa; Chordata; Aves; Galliformes; Phasianidae. Gene Ontology annotation, biological process: hexose biosynthetic process. The transcript is spliced from 8 exons. Gene Ontology annotation, molecular function: N-acetylgalactosamine 4-sulfate 6-O-sulfotransferase activity.